GUGUACAGCACUGUGUAUGUGUGUGCAGCACCCUCCUCCUCCUCCUCUCUCUCUUUACGACGCUUCCUCCUCUCCUGCGGGUCGGAUAGCGGUGUGACUGUGUGUGAGUGGAGGAGGGGGAGCUGCUGCUGCUGUUGUAGCAUGAAACACAUGGCGGGAGCUGAUAAUAAGCAGCCGGCCUCCUGGUUACUGUGAUCUGUGUAGUCCUUGCGGGAAACGGGUCUCCACAGACAUUGUGACCUUGCUGGAGAGCCUAGACACCCGGAAUAUUGUCACGCCUAAGGCGGCGGGUCACUGGGGUACAGUGUAACGCGUGCUGCAGCCCGGGUCACCUGGAGGAGACUGAAAGCCGGAUAAUUUGAAAUACGGUUCAGCUUGUGAUUGCAGGUGUUCUGGGCAAUUGUAGGACUGCGUGGACCCCAGGAGAGUCCUGCUGGCAGAAAUGGGGCACCUGGCUGUGUGGGUGCUGGGUGCCAUCCUGUGCGGGCUGCAUAUCGCCUCCUCCUCCAAACUGAACAUCCCCAAAGUCCUGCUGCCUUUCACCCGGGGGACCCGAAUCAACUUCACCUUGGAGGUGACGGAGGGAUGCUACAAGUGGUCCUCAACCAGACCUGAAGUUGCAAGUAUAGUGCCUGUAAAUGUUGAUGACCAGCAAUGCUCACAGCGGGCUGUGGUGCAAGCGCGUGCAUCUCACCCUACACGGCUAACUAGCAUCAUAUUUGCUGAAGAUAUAUUUACUGGCCAAGUCCUACGGUGCGAUGCGAUUGUGGAUAUAAUUAACGAGGUUCAUAUUAUAUCAACCACGAGGGAACUUUAUCUGGAGGAAUCGCCGCUGGAGCUAAAAAUACAAGCUCUGGACUCUGAAGGCAACACGUUCAGCACACUAGCUGGAAUAGCCUUUGACUGGACAGUGGUGAAGGAUGCAGAAGUGGAAGGAUACUCAGAUUCACACAAUACAUUGCGAAUCCUUAAGUUUUUGGAGUCCACCUAUGUACCUCCAUCCUAUAUCACAGAAAUGGAGAAAGUUGCAAAACAGGGUGACACAAUUUUGGUGUCCGGCAUGAAAACCGGAAGCUCAAAACUCAGAGCAAGAAUGUUGGAUCCGGUGUAUGAGAAAGUGAACCCAGCAGAGGUCAGACUUCUUAUUCUAGAAAACAUUCUCCUUAAUCCAGCAUCUGAUAUAUAUCUGCUUGUGGGAUCAUCUAUAGUAUACAAAGUGCAGAAGAUCAAACAGGGAAAGAUCACUGAUUUAGUGAUGCCAUCUGAGCAAUACAAAUUACAGCUACAGAACCAAGUUGCGGCUCCCGGGGGUAAUAGAAAUGAGCCAGUCGCUAAGCUGGAGCAGAGAACAUCCACAGUCACUGCAAUGCAACAGGGUCAAACCAACAUUGUGUUGCUUCAUAAAAAUAUUCGUAUGCAAGGUGUUUCACGGCUGCCAAAUGGCACAAUAUUUGUGGUGGAGCCUGGAUACUUAGGUUUUACAGUUCAACCUGGUGACCGGUGGGUUCUCGAAACUGGGAGAUACUAUGAAAUAACGAUUGAUGUGUAUGACAAGUCUAGUAACAAGGUCUUUUUGGCAGAUAAUAUACGCAUUGAAGCGAAAAUGCCUAAGGAAUACUUUGAGGUGCUGGAAACCUCACUGAAUGGGUCAUACCAUCGGGUGAAGGCCUUGAAGAGUGGUCAGACCAUUAUUGAUGCAGCUCUGACAUGUAUGGUAGAUGAGGAUGGAGGUGUUCACGUGUUGUCAAAUCCAGUGAGGAAUCAGCAAGAGUUGGAAAUAUACACACCAAUUACCCUGUCUCCCAAAAUCCUAACCUUUCCCUGGCAACCAAAGCCGGGGGCCUAUCAGUACAUUAUUAAGGUACAAGGUGGAAGUGGAAAUUUUACAUGGUCCUCCUCAAAUAAUGCAGUGGCCACUGUGACAGUCAAAGGGCUAAUGACGACUGGGGAUGACAUUGGCGUUGGUGUCAUACAGGCUCGAGAUGUCCAAAAUCUUCUACAUUUUGGUGAAAUGAAGGUUUUUGUCAUUGAGCCCACUGGCAUGGAAUUCAUCCCUUGCCCAGUUGAAGCCCGUGUAGGAAACAGACUUGAGCUGCCUCUAAGGAUAUUCGGCCUCCUGAAUGAGAACAAUGAGGUUGUGACACUGAGCGACUGCUCACACUUUGCAUUGGCUGUAGAAAUGGAGACUCCUGGGAUAUUUAAAAUCCUGCCAGGAAGACUCAAGCCAGGUGUUGAUUUCUGUAGUGGUAUUACAGUACAAGCAGAAGCGCCUGGGCAUUCAACAAUAUUUGUCAGUUAUACGUAUGGUCAUAUACAUCUAAGGGCCAAAAUCAUUAUUGCUGCCUAUCUGCCUCUGAAGACGAUUGACCCACCCUCAGUUGCUCUAGUUACAUUGGGUUCUUCAAAAGACAUGUUAUUUGAAGGGGGGCCCAAGCCUUGGGUUCUCGAACCCCUGAAAUUCUUCAGAAAUGUAUCUGCUGAUGACAAGGAGAGUACCAGCCUGUUCCUGCUUGAGACCUCUUUAUCCCGUAACCAUUUCCAGCACUGGGUUAGAGCUCUCUGCAGAGACCUCGGUGACCAGGUCAUUUCAUUGUCUGUCGGAAACCAUCCCACAGAAACCAAUCCAUUCCCAGCAGUUGAAAGCGUAGUUGUGAAGCUGACCUGUGCGCCUCCAUCACGAUUUACAAUGAAUCCUGUGUACAAACAUUUCCAUAUGGAUCUCAUCUGUCCUUUGAUGAAGCAUGAGAAGCAAGUGAUUCCAGUUUCAAACUACCGCAACCAAUUACUGCAGUUAUCAGCCUAUGAUCAUCAGGGAAGGAAAUUUGAUAAUUUCAGUUCUUUGGCUGUUGAGUGGGACUCAUCCAAGGUGCUGUUAGCCAGCUUUGAUUCUUCUAAACCCAUGGAAUAUAUUCAGAAGGAGGACGGAAGCGGACAAAAGAAACUGCAUGGUCUGAACACUGUUCUUGUUCAUCAAGUAUCUGGGACAGCAGUUAUUACUGCCAGAGCGGACAAUUACCAGGAAUUACAUCACAGGGCGGCUAAAGUGAGAACACCGGUCAAAGUAUUGACACCAGUCUCUGCUAGUCUUGAACUACUGCUUGUGGAGGAUGUAAGAGUAAAUCCUGGAUCAGUUUCCAUUUACAAUCAUCCUGAUGUCACGGCUGAAUUCACAAUUAUGGAAGGAUCAGGAUAUUUUUUCAUUAACAGCAGCGUUUCCAAUAUUGUGAACACGGCCUUUCAAGAAACAAAAGGAAUUGUGACGGUUUAUCCUCUGCGCCCAGGGACGUUAUCAAUCAUGGUUUAUGAUCUCUGUCUGGCUUUCCCAGCACCAGCUACCGUCAGUGUUUAUGUGUCGGAUAUUCUCCAGGUGGAUGUUAGAGUGGUUGAUAAGGUAGAAAUUGGAAAGACUGUUAAAGCCUAUGUGAGGGUCCUGGACUCUUCCCAAAAGCCGUUCCUUGCUAAAUAUUUUGCUUAUAUGGAUUUGGUGCUGGGGUCGUCAUCACAGAUUGUGUCAAUCAAAGCGCUCAGUGAGACGGUUGAUGAGUUUACUGCUGUCUAUGCUGUCCAUGGUCUGGCCAUAGGACAAACAAGUCUCACCGCAUCUGCCAUUGACAAAGCUGGUAACAAACUAGAUUCUUCACCAAGGUCACUGGAGGUAUUCCCUCCAUUUCGGCUUUUACCUAGACGGAUUACACUCCUCGUUGGUGCCACAAUGCAGAUCACAUCAGAAGGCGGUCCUCAGCCUCAGUCCAACAUCAAUUUCUCCAUCACAGAUGGGAAUGUUGCAUCGGUAGGAGGUAAUGGAUUGGUGAGAGGGACCAUGGUUGGAAAUGGGACAGUAACUGGAGUCAUUCAAGCUGUUGAUACCGAAUCUGGAAAAAUGGUGAUUGUGUCUAAGGAUAUAGUGGAGGUUGAAGUGAUACAACUGAAAGGUGUUCGGAUUCAUGCGCCUGUCACUAGAAUGAAAAGUGGCACACAGAUGCCGGUUUACGUAAUGGGAAUCUCCAGUAACCAAGAACCAUUCUCCUUUGGUAAUGCUGUUCCUGGCCUCAUUUUCCAAUGGUCUGUGGUGAAACGGGAUUUUAUAGAGGUGAAGAGCAGGCAUGAUGAGGCAUCAGUGGAGCUUCCUGAGAAAUACAACUUUGCUAUGAAUGUUUAUGCCAAAAUGAAAGGAAAAACUGGGCUCAAAGUGACCGUCCGGGUGACUGACCCUAUGGCCAAUCAGUUCUCUGGGCAGGCGCGUGAGCUAUCAGAUGAGAUCCAGAUUCAGGUAUUUGAACGCUUACAUUUAAUAAACCCGAAUGUGGACGCUGAACAAAUAUUAAUGUCUCCAAACUCCAUCCUGAGGCUUCAAACGAACAGGGAUCGUACAGCCACUGUUAGUUACCGGACACUGAAUAGCCCCAACAAGUUACCAGUCGUUCAGGUGGAUGAUAAUGGACUGCUGACGUCUGGUUUUCUCACUGGAGUUUCCACCGUGGAAAUUAACUCUCAGGAACCUUUUGGGAUCAACCAAACCAUUAUUGUAUCUGUUAAGGUAUCGCCAAUUUCUUACAUGAGCAUUGUAACCAGUCCUGUGUUUCAUACGGGAAGCCGUCAUCCACUGGUGGCAAUUCCAUUGGGAGUAAUGUUGCGUUUCUCAGCCCGUUUCCAUGACAACACUGGCGAUGUUUUCCACGCGCAGAAUUCUGUUCUCAACUUUGCAAUUAACAGGGAUGAUUUUGUACAGAUUGCAAAGGGAGCCACUAAUGACAGUUUCAUUGUGCGCACAGUCAAUAUCGGAUUCACAAUAUUUAGAGUGUGGGAUAUUGAGAACCCUGGAAUCUCAGAUUAUAUCCCCCUGCCUGUAGAACAUAGCAUUUACCCAAGUGUAAAGGAAGAGGCUGUGGCUGGUGAUGUUAUUUGCUUUGCGUGUACAAUAAAUGCUCAGGACGGAUUGUCUGGAACAUGGAGUUCUUCCUCUAGCUCCACCCUGCAGAUUGAUCCUAGGACAGGAGCUGCUUUAGCAAAAGAUGCUGGAUUUGUGACCGUGUAUUAUGAAAUUCCUGGGCUUCUGAAGACGUACAGAGAGGUGUUAAUACGUUCUCCACAAAGAACUCGAGCUGUAGAUGCAAAUGGAGAGAAAAUCAAUUCGCAAACUGCAAUCAUGCAUAAAUUUGUGCUUGAAAUUGGGGGAAAUAGCAACAAUUUGAAAGGGGAAUGUUCAGCAGCUCAGAUUGAAGCAAUCAAAGAUCUUCAUCCAGAAAAUCUAAUCCAUUGCCACCUGCAUUUUAAAGACCAGAAUACUGAAAUAAGUCCACCUGAAAUCUUCAUUACUAAUACAGCUUUUGAUCUGGAGACAGGUCAUUACACCUGUUCCCUCACCCGACAGAAGCUGUCCGAGAGCCAGCUAAAACAUCUCAGCAAGGGGGACACGUCUGUCACUGUAACAGCAUCGGUACGCGGGAAUCAUGUGUACCAGGAGCAGAUCAGUGCACACGUUCCCAUUAAUCCUGGCUUUUAUACCAAUCAGAAAGAAAUCAUUUUAAGCAAUCAUUAUACAGCGGCCGACCUAAAGAUAUUUGGAACUGCCGAAGUGCUUAAACACCUUGAGGUGAAGCCUGCAUCCCCGAUCGUGACUGUCUAUCAAAAAGAAAAGUUCUCUGGCGUGCCAAGCUCUGUAACAUAUGAAGUUGGCAUUAGUGAUGUGCGGGUUCUAAGUCAGGGAUCACUAUCUACGUCACUUACAGUGUCCAGCUACACGUCUGACCAAACCAUCCGUGUUCCCGUCACCCUUGUUUCAGCAACAGGGCCAGUUAAUGUGCCUUAUACCAGGGAGCGCGGUUUCUUCCAACACUUCCUGGACUCCUACCAGAUGUUCUUUUUCAUGCUGUUUGCACUGGUAGCAGGGGCUGCAAUUGCUGUUCUAGUGUUCUCACCCAAGGAGACUAUUAACCACUCGGUGUUCAGUUCAAGAUCACCGCCUCAGUCUGCUAAUAAUAGUUUUACAUCCACAUCACCAGUGAUUUAUUCUAACAAAUCCUCCCCAAGCUGGAAGAACAAUUCUCAGUCACGGCUACUGUGGAGUCCAGACUAUGCAUCCAACUAAGGAAACCUGUGACUUACCAAAGACCUUGGCUAUUUCAUUUGUGUGCCUUCGUAUAACGUGUGUUUCAUGCAGGACAGCGUGAGACUGAUAUUUUUAUGCAUUUUUAUGUUUUGGCUUAUGCUCACAAGCAUUGCUCUCUGCUAAUUAUCUGCUGCAUUAUAUUAUGCUGUACAUGGCCUGUUUUCCAUCUGGUAAUGGAGAAUAAAACAGGUGAUCUGGGAGAAAACAGGCCGCAAUCACACGCCUGCAUCCAUUUCCACUCCAGUUUAAUGCACAGGACCAUUUCCGGAGUUCAGUAGUGUUUGUGUGCAUUGUUGUUCUGAUAGUAUGGUACUUUUUAUUGAGACCAGGUGGGUUUUUUAUGUUUCUUGUGUUUUCCUUUUCUUUUAACAAACCUGUAGCUUUAGUUGCAAUUUUAUUUGCUGGCUUCAAGCAUGUGCUUUUUAAUGCAGUUUUCUUUUCUUUCAUGGCAGUGAUAAGGCCAAUUAUUGUCUGGUCAUUUUGUCGCACAACAACUUAUACUACUGUAUAAUACUGUAGAAUUUGGAAUGCUUUGUGUGUGUUUGUUAUAUCCCUUUCUGUUUAACUCAGGAAUAUUUUGUACUGAUUAGUAAGUCUGUCCCUAUAAUAUGAGCCUGGUCAAUUGGAAAUACAUAGCUGUGAAUUUAUUUUUACCUGCAAAAGUGAAUAACAUAUAAAUGCCAGUUUGCCACUGAUGCUGCUGGUUGUGAGCCAUAUUGUUGGAGUUCUGACAAUAUACUUCUAGUUAUCAAAACAAUUUCUCAUCUCUCAGUGCUGUUGUGCGGUGUACAAGUAGAAGACUGACUCUAGAUCGACCACUAUUGGUCGACAGUAAGUUGGUCGACAUGAGUUUAAAAAAAAAAAUUCUUUCAAUUUUUGGACUUUUUCAUAUUUUCUGAUCCACGUGGACUACAAUUGGGAACUGUAACCUGCCCUAAGCAUGGCGAGGGGACAUGGUGCACUAAUUGGGGUUCCCGGUCACUCUACGAGGAAAACACCAUUUUUUUUUUUACUCAUGUCGACCUUUUUGCAUGUCAACCUAGAGUCCCUGUCGACCUACUUACUGUUGACCUAAGUGUAUUCUAUCUAACAUACCACACCCCUCUAGAUAAAGGCGGUAUUUUAUGAUUUUGUAGCUUAUCACUGAUUCCUAGAAACCACUUAUGAUCAUUGAGUAUUUUAUUAUGUUAGUUUUGGAUUUUUUUUUUUUUUUUUAAGUAUAAUAUUUUAAUUUAUUUGAGCUAUCCUUUUCGUUUUUUGUUAUGGUUUAUUUAGAGCCAGUGUUGUCACAGCUUCAAACAUCCAUUUUGUUGCAUUGUUAUUAUUAAGAAAUCGGUAUUUGGUAUAUAGCUAUCCAGUCAUAAAUUAUUGUCAAAGGUAGCAAUAAUCCACUUAUGUCAUUCUGUUUGGUCUUUCCGCAGUUGAAGAACGCUUGCAUGCAAUCUCUACAUUAUGUAAGAAUCUGCAUGCCAUCAUACAUAAAGCCGUACCUGUUGCUCAUUAUCUCUUUGCAUUCCAGUCUAUAUAUAGUUUUAUACCUCACCAUUAGCUUACAAUAGUGUAUUCCAACUUCACGCCUGGCAGAGUGUAAGCACUGGCUACUGGGGAGCUGCUAUGCAAGCUUUCAUCUAUCUCCCUGCUGUACUAGAUAACUGGCUGUGUGUCAGUUCUGUGACCAUUAUAACAUUCACUACAAUAAAUCCAUUGUAUUCCUUUCUGACAUGACAAAUUGCAAUUGUGCGCUUGUCAUUUUUACAUUGUUUUAAAAAUUUAGUUAUAAUAACAAAGAUAGGACAAUAGCCUGAUGUGAGAUUCAAUUACAAGAACACAUUUCCUACACCAACUCAAUAUGCGAUGUACAGUAUACAUAGCGCUAACACCUUGGUAAAAUUGUGCACGCUUGUACACAAGUUAAAAUGCAGUCGGGAUCCCAACAGUCAGAAUAGCGACAGCAGCAUCCCAGCGGGCAGAAUUCCGAUGGUGCGUUCCGGGAUUAAGGUUAGAAACUAGGGGAGAGUUAGGGUUAUGGUGUGUUUUUUGUUUUUGGGGGGGGGGGGUUGGGGAUCGAUUAAGGUUAGGCUGCAGUAGGGUUAAAAUACUUACCAGGAUUUGUCGGGAUACUGACCACUAGGAUUCUGUUACCAACCCCAAAAGUUACAGUAUGUUUGUUCUGCAAUGAAAGUACACCUGGAUACAUUAGGUUUACUCACAAUCACUAUUCUGUUAACAUAAAUUGUUUGUUAUGUUUUAUUGUCAAUGACUCAUGUUGCCUACAGAGUAUAUGGUUUGUUUUCUACGUGGUGACGUCCCCUCUUAUCGGUUUUGUGAAUUAAAUGUAAUAAUGGCUCAUCUGACAAGACCAGACAGGUACAGUUUUAUUGCAUAUAGAAGCACACGGAUGCAGUGUGUUACACUUGCUUAAAUGAUUCAAUGCGCCAGUUUUCCUUUUGUUAAAAUGCCAUGACUGUCACUUGUGUAUUUGAGUCGUGUGAGGGGAACACUGCAAAAAACUGCAUGGACGCAAUGUGAGAAAUGUGAAUUGUUUUCUGCAUCACUGUAGAUUGCUAAGAAGUAUGUAACGUCCUCAAGAGCCAGUAAGCUUUUAUAUACCUCAAGUAGAAAGGUUUUAUUUCUUUUCUGGAAGUAAACCAGUUGAAUGUACAUACAGUUUAUGUGCUCAGAUGUAUACAGAUGUGAACUUCUGUUGUUUAUUUUUUCCUGCUCACACUCUGUGAAUGCCUUCUGUGCCUUAUUUCAUUUUCCUCAUUUAGGUUACAUUGCAAAUGUUUCUUUUUACAAUAAAACUUUUCUAAUUA
Molecule: messenger RNA, 8925 nt
Organism: Pseudophryne corroboree (corroboree frog)
Lineage: Eukaryota; Metazoa; Chordata; Amphibia; Anura; Myobatrachidae
Gene: NUP210
Product: nucleoporin 210
Exons: 40
Coding region: 443-6088 (1881 amino acids)
Cellular component (GO): nuclear pore
Source: RefSeq, a predicted model, not a curated record